Molecule: messenger RNA, 1032 nt
Organism: Dryobates pubescens (Downy woodpecker)
Lineage: Eukaryota; Metazoa; Chordata; Aves; Piciformes; Picidae
Gene: MTG1
Product: mitochondrial ribosome associated GTPase 1
Exons: 11
Coding region: 1-975 (324 amino acids)
Cellular component (GO): mitochondrion
Molecular function (GO): GTP binding; GTPase activity
Source: RefSeq, a predicted model, not a curated record
AUGCGAGGAUGGGUCGGAGCGCUACGGGCGGCCGUGGCCGGGCCCGGGCCGGGCAGGUUUCGGGAGCGUUUCGAUUUCGGCGGCCGCGAGGUGGCCUCCUGGUUCCCGGGACACAUGGCGAAAGGCCUGCGGCAGAUGCGGGCUUCCCUGCGGCGCGCCGACUGCCUCGUCGAGGUGCACGACGCUCGUAUCCCGCUGUCGGGCCGUAACCCCAUGCUGCAGGAGGCGCUGGGCAUCCGCCCACACAUCCUGGUGCUGAACAAGAUGGACCUGGCUGAUCCCCGCCGGCAGCCGGCAGUCUUGGAGCGCUUGAAGCAGCAGGGGUGCUCACACGUCGUGUUCACUGACUGCCAGCGUGAUGGCAACGUCAAGAAGAUUGUUCCCCUGGUUGCCAAGCUGGUGGAGGACAGCCCACGCUACCACAGGGCUGAGAGCACUGCGUACAGCAUCCUGGUGAUCGGUGUGCCCAACGUGGGGAAGUCCUCAUUCAUCAACUCACUGCGGAGGCUGCAUCUCAGGAAGGGGAAAGCCACUGCAGUGGGCGGCGAGCCGGGCGUCACCAAGGCUGUGCUGACCAGAAUCCAGGUCUGCGAGAAGCCCCUGAUGUACCUGGUGGACACACCCGGUGUGCUGCCUCCGAAGCUGGGGGACGUAGAGACGGGCAUGAAGCUGGCACUCUGUGGAGCCAUCCGUGACCACCUGGUGGGGGAGGACAUCAUGGCCGACUACCUGCUGUACACCCUGAACAAGCAGCAGCAGUUUGGGUACGUGCGGCGCUACGGGCUGGCCCAGGCCUGCGACGACGUGGAGCACGUGCUGAGGCAGGUGGCGCUCAGCCUGGGCAGGACGCAGAAGGUGAAGGUGCUGACGGGCACGGGCGACGUCAACGUGACCAUGCUCAGCUACCCGGCUGCCGCCUACGAGUUCCUGCGCGACUUCCGGGCGGGACGCCUGGGCAGGGUGACGCUGGACUGAGACCUGCCCCAGGGGGAGAGGCCACCCGAGCUGGGGAGGAAGGCCAGACUGCUCCCA